AAAGGGCAGCACAGUCCACACCAGUUUUUGUUUUUGUUCUAUCCAAGAUCUCUGGUCUCUGCUGUCUCCUAGGGUUCGGAACAAAACUCCAAACUUUGCCAGGUUUAGUGUUUAUCAGAAUCAUGGACCAUGAUGACUGCGAUUUGAGAUGCGGACCUGGGGGCCCUGUCCUUCGCAGGGUUCGAAAUCAAGGCCCAAGUUCCAUAGGUUGGGCUUUGACAAUUCUUUCGGCAAUGGAAUAUACGCUGGCAAGGAUUAACCCUGCGGAUAAUGAAUUGUCACUACAAUUUAUUAUUUACACAUUACGGGAGUACCUAAUUGCUAGGAAACUUAUUCAAGAUGAUGCACGCACUUGGAGGGGGGACUAUGAGGUGCCAAUGCUUGAAGUAUUCCGCUGGUUGAUGUUACAUGGAGUAGCAAAAGAAUCUGAGUGCAAAUCGCUUGCAAAAGUCUUUCUUGAUUCUGGGAUGACAGUGGCAUAUCUCCAAGACUACACAGUGAUUAACGUAGAGAAUGAAGAAUUAAUGCUGAAUUUAUUAAGUGAUGGAUUUUGCCUAUGUGCAACCAUUCAGAUUUUUGAAGACUUAAAAGAAUACAAGCAUGAUGAAAAUUCGGUCUAUGAAGCUACUGCUGAAGAUAAAGAAUUUGUUUCACAUGCGGUGCUAAUUACAGGCUUUGGAACUACUCCAAUAACAAGGAAAAAAUUCUGGUGGAUUAAAAACAGUUGGGGUGAGGAAUGGGGGGAUAAAGGUUUUGGAAGAAUAUACAGAGGGUAUGAUGCAAUUCACCCAAGAACUGGUCAGGGAAACCCCAAUCUACUUAAAGAAGUAAUUGUAUGUAGGGUUGUUAAGGAGAAAGUACUUGAUUGAUAGAAAUGGUGUUUGUUAGGAAAUGGUGUUUGUUAGGAAGGCAUUUGUCAUUUACAUUUUAAGUUUCACUUUAGGCACAUGGUUUUUUUUUUUUUUUUUUGUGGGUAUUUGGCUGAUGAUUUACAAGAUAGUCUUAUCCUUUUGCCAUUGAUAUUGAUUGUAAAAUUAUCUUCUAUGGUUGAACUGCGAUUAUUCUUAGUAUAUAACCAAUUAUAUUCCUUUUCCCUGA
This is a messenger RNA of Quercus lobata, 1098 nucleotides long. RefSeq names its product cathepsin K-like. The transcript has 4 exons. NCBI's taxonomy places the organism in Eukaryota, Viridiplantae, Streptophyta, Magnoliopsida, Fagales, Fagaceae. Gene Ontology annotation, molecular function: cysteine-type peptidase activity. The record is from RefSeq and is a predicted model, not a curated record. Gene Ontology annotation, biological process: proteolysis. The coding region runs from base 123 to 869 and encodes 248 amino acids.